Guillardia theta CCMP2712 is the source of this 1398-nucleotide messenger RNA. RefSeq lists its product as hypothetical. Bases 1 to 1398 code for a protein of 465 amino acids. The record is from RefSeq and is a predicted model, not a curated record. The transcript is spliced from 11 exons. Lineage: Eukaryota; Cryptophyceae; Pyrenomonadales; Geminigeraceae.
AUGCGGACACUGGAAGCGAUGAAACGCUUCCCUCCAUGUCGCUGCUUGUUGCUGAUCCUCAUGGCGGGAAGGACGCACAGCGAUGAAUUCAUGUCCCCAACUCACUCGCCAUGCAUUCAAAUCUUACGUCCCAUCAAACACUCCACCGUCUCCCUGGGAGAGGGCCCCAUCAACAUCCGUUACGCCUCACCACGAGUUUCGCUGGUCAACGUAUACAUGGACGGGACGUUGAUGCAGACGCUCACAAAUCUCACGGGCGUUGAGCUCGGAGGGAUCACAACUGGAGCUCACACGCUGCGUGUUGAGCUUCUGAACGCGAGCUCGGUACCUGUCCUCACCAUCCCACAUCCUUGGUUGACAUCCCAGUCAACAGGAGGUCGCGGCCGUUCUCUCAUGGGACGAAGCAAGGUUCACGGCUUGCGAUUGUGGACGAGAGGUCGAUGGGUCGGGAGAUGGGAGGAGGGCUACCUUCUCGACUGGCUGGGGGUCAGGACGCGAACAGCAUGGGACUGCAUACCAGGAGGAGGGUACUACAUGUUUGUUCCGUCCAGGAGGAUGGAGUGCGAGUACCAUGAGGGAAUGAAGCCCGAUGCUAACGAGCAGGCCAAGCUUGUGUACCCAGGUUUUCUUCCUCCUGUGGACGACGAAUACCCGGAGUACGUCGAUAUGUUGAAGAGCGUCUACCGUAGCAAGGGGCAGCACUAUGUCGUCGUUGAGCUGGGCUCGAGCUACGGCACUUGGGCUGUGCGAGCAUGCGCAGCAGCGAGGAGGCUGUACCCCGAGGGGUCGCAGCAGAUGAUUGCGGUUGAGUCCUCCCUCCAUCGCUUCCGACAGCUCGAGCAGCACGUGCAAGCCAACAACGUGUGGAACUACACCCUCCUACACGCUUACGUGACAUCGACAGACAGAGCAGGGGAAGGAAAAGUUUCAGACUCGCAAUACUCCUCAGGCGACCCUGAGAUGAAAUCGCUCGUCGCCAUCCUCGACCUCGUCGAUCAUGUCGACUACCUCGACUUCGACAUUCAGUGCCGUUGCAGCCUCGACAUUCACGAGAAUGUCAAGGCCAUCAUGAUAGAAGAGGGCUGGACGCUCGAGCUUGACCUGCCCUAUCAUCCAAGAAUCGUUGAAUGCGACAAGAGCGUUCGGGAGGAGGAGUCGGACGCCAAGGGAUCGUACGGGUGGCUGCAACGCGAUCAGAGCUGCUUCACCUACACUGAUCAAGUCCUCCCCCUGCUCCUCGUCCUCGUCCUCGUCCUCGUCCUCGUCCUCGUCCUCGUCCUCGUCCUCGUCCUCGUCCUCGUCCUCGUCCUCGUCCUCGUCCUCGGCUUCCUUCACUUGCUGCUUUCCUUCCCUCUCAUGUAUCUCCGAUCGAUGCAACCUCGUGAAGGAUGCGUUUGA